Cataglyphis hispanica is the source of this 2695-nucleotide messenger RNA. Its product is annotated as sodium-coupled monocarboxylate transporter 1-like. Bases 528 to 2405 code for a protein of 625 amino acids. The transcript has 14 exons. Gene Ontology annotation, biological process: transmembrane transport; sodium ion transport. Gene Ontology annotation, molecular function: symporter activity. NCBI's taxonomy places the organism in Eukaryota, Metazoa, Arthropoda, Insecta, Hymenoptera, Formicidae. Gene Ontology annotation, cellular component: membrane. The record is from RefSeq and is a predicted model, not a curated record.
GGCGCGAUGCGAUCCUCUUCCUCACCCGGCUGUGCUGCGAUUCGCAUCAAGGUAGUCGUCUCUCGGCUUCCGCGAUAGACUUUUCAAUCUUGCGCUUUGUUAAUUUGAGAACGGUAUCGGUCUGUUCUAAUAUCUAUAAACUUCGAAUCUUUCAAUAUUCGCGUACUUAUCUCGAUGUUAACGAUACAACUUGGACAUUAAAUUCAAUUUUGAUUUAAAAAAGUGAAACUUAAUCAUCUAAACUCUCUUAAAUGUUGAUAAAAUUUUAAAGCGAUUAACAUUUAUUUUAACAAAAUUUAUUUUAGAGAUAAUUAAAUUGUGGUAGCAUCCCGCAAAUUCUUUUGCGAUUUAUUCCAUAUUCUUCAUGGUAGAUCAUAGCGUGACUAUCCGCUGCUACUUCCGUGACAUUAAUAAAACGCGUUGCGUUUAAGCAUUGGAUUAAAACAAUCGAAAAAUCUUGCUCUCAAGAGCAACAUUUCUCCACUUCGAUAAUCUAUCAAAGCGACGAGAUUCCGUUUUGUAACAAAAUGACCUCGGAGGGUACCUCCGACGAUCUGGGCUUGGCGAAUUGGACGCCGGAAAUGCCCACUGUACAGGAGAUCAGCGAAUCAAUGCAGAAUUUUGGUACAUCCGAUUACACCGUGUUCGCGGUGAUGCUGAUUGCCUGCGGCUUCGUCGGUAUUUAUUUUGGCUUCGUGAACAAAUCUUCAGGCGAGGAUGAGUAUCUGGUCGGCGGAAGGAACAUGAAGACAUUUCCAGUCAGCCUUAGCCUGAUAGCGAGUUUUAUAUCGGGUAUCUCAUUGCUGGGUACACCGACGGAGGUUUACGUGCACGGUACAAGUUAUCUCUUCAUCGGUUGCGCGGUCAUCUUCGUCGGUCUCAUCAUGUCCAUCGUAUUUCUGCCAGUCUUUCACGAUCUUAAACUUACCAGCACAUACGAAUAUCUCGAGAAGCGUUUCGACAAAAGGAUCAGAUUGUUAGGUUCGAUUCUCUUCGCCAUCGGUAUCAUGACUUGGCUGCCGAUUGUCAUCUAUGUACCCGCAUUGGCUUUCAAUCAAGUUACGGGGGUGAAUGUUCACAUAAUAACUCCUUUUGUGUGCAUUGUUUGCAUAUUCUACACCUGUGUGGGCGGUCUCAAGGCAGUAGUAUGGACGGAUUUCAUUCAAACUUUCAUCAUGUUCGGUUCCAUGUUGUUAAUUAUAAUUAAGGGCACAGCCGACGUCGGUGGAUUGUCUUUGGUGAUUCGAAGAAAUCUAGAAUCCGGAAGACUCGAAUUACCCACGAUAGAUUGGAGCCCUUUGACAAGACACACGAUUUGGGCGCUUACGAUAGGCGGUUUUGUACAUUGGCUGCAAAUUUCCGCUAUUAAUCAAAAUAUGAUUCAACGAUACUUGUCGCUUCCCACUUUGCAAUCAGCUAGAAGAGCACUCUGGUGUUUUAUAAUCGGAGUUUUAAUUUUAAUUGGUAUGUGUGGAUAUGCUGGUCUACUAAUUUAUGCUUGGUAUCACGAAUGCGAUCCACUCACGACCAAGCUGGCACGUGCCAAGGAUCAAUUGCUACCUCUGCUGGUCAUGAACGUUUUAGGAAAAUUUCCAGGACUGCCCGGUCUCUUCGUGGCUGGCGUGUUUAGCGCCGCACUCAGCUCGCUGUCGACUGGCUUAAACUCUAUGGCGGCAGUAGUACUAGAAGACUUUGUCAAGCCUUUCAUCAAAACUCCGUUUACACGUAGAAAUGCCGAUAUCUUCAUGAAGCUUACAGUUGUCGUUUUGGGGGCGACGUGCGUCGCCCUUGUCUUUGUCGUCGAACAAACAGGCAUUCAUGUGCUGCAGUUAUCCAUGAGCCUGGGUGCCAUUACUAGCGGACCGUCUCUCGGCAUUUUUAGCAUGGGAUUAUUGUUACCGUGGAUUAACGGCAAAGGUGCUCUGAUCGGAGGACUCGCGGGUCUGAGCUUCAUGAGUUGGCUCGGUCUUUCCGCUGAAGCGGCCAUCGCUAGUGGACAAAUUAAAUUCGAUGUGAAACCCGUCACUACGGAGGGAUGUGCUUAUUCGUUCCCGCAAGUGGAAAAUUUACUGUUAUCUGUACCGCCGGAUUCGAUUUUCAACGAUGCGAAUGGAGAGGAACCAUGGGCAUUGUACCGUCUCAGUUAUCUUUGGUACACCAUGACCGGUGCCUUAAUGACUAUAAGCGUCGGUCUCCUCGUAACUCUUAUUACCUCUCAAAAUGUUGAAAAAUUAGAUCCGAUGCUCCUGGCGCCAUUUAUGAGAAAAUAUUUGAAGACUUCAAGCAAAGAUAUCACUCCCGAAGAGCUUCAUCAGGUCAAGAUUGCGAAAUCUGAAAAGGACGAAAAAACGGCAUCUCGAACUAUCAAUGAAGAUGAUAAAUUAUUAGAAGCGACUUUGACAUGAUAUGUAAUAUACAGUUCAGUUAUAAAAUUAAUGAAUGUAUUAUUGAAUUUCCAAAUGUAUUAAAAACGAUAGCAUAUUUCGUAACUCGGCGAUAUCGUUUUGUAUAACUAAAGUUCGAAUUGUACUAUAACAGAAGCUUUGUACAAAGUUCAUAUAUGUGAUAUUAUACAUAUAUAUUCCUGGUAGCAUUGUUAUAUGUACAUUGUUAAAAUUAUUAUAGAUCGCUGUGCAUAUUAUUUUUACUUAAGCGCAAUAAAGGAUACGAAGACAUUGUAUAAUAAUUUUACUAA